UUGCAUAGCCAAUAAAUCAAUAUAUUUAGCGAAACAUUCGAUACAUUUGCAGAUGCAAUAGCUUGGCGAACACUUAGAAGGAUCAUAGGCUGUUCUAUUUUAUUUAUAUUAAGGUUUAAAUACCAUUACGGCUAUGACAGAUAAAACAGCGCCGAAAUCGCAAUUACGUCUGGACUGGGUGUAUGGUUACAGAGGCCAUCAAUGCAGAAACAAUUUGUUCUACGUAUCUUCUGAUGAGAUUGUAUAUUUUGUUGCUGGUGUAGGUAUCGUACACAACCCAAGGAAACAAACACAAAAAUUUUUUCUUGGUCAUAAUGAUGACAUCAUCAGUUUGGCCUUGCAUCCACAUGAACAAUUGGUGGCAACUGGCCAGGUGGGCAAGGACCCUUACAUAUGUGUAUGGAAUGCAAAGACGAUGCAAACUGUAUCAAUAUUGAAGGACCAACACACACAUGGAGUAGCAAGUGUUAUGUUCAGCCAUUCAGGAGAAAGAUUAGCGUCAGUAGGGUUGGAUGGUAGCAACACGUUUGUAGUUUGGGAAUGGAGGAAAGGAAGAAUGAUCGCAAACGCUAAAGGUCACACUGAUCGGAUAUUUGAUAUUUCUUGGGACCCAACAUCAGAACAGAGACUUGUAACUUGUGGAGUGAAACAUAUUAAGUUCUGGUCUCUGUGUGGUAAUUCUCUCACACCAAAACGAGGUGUUUUUGGUAAAGUUGGCGACCAGCAAACAGUGCUAUGUGUGUCAUGUGCGGAUAACCAUCUAACAUACAGUGGAACUUUAAAUGGAGACAUUUAUGUGUGGAGGGAUAAUAAUCUUGAACGUGUCAUCUCAUCUGCACAUAACGGUGGAGUGUUCACCUUACAUAAGAGCACGGAUGGUUAUGCCACUGGGAGCAGGGAUGGUUGUGUUAAGUUGUGGGACACAAGCUUCAAUCCACUAACUACAGUCAACUUCAAAGACACAACAUAUGGAUAUAAAGGUGUUUCAAUUCGAUCAGUAUGCUGGGCUUCCGACCGCAUUCUUAUCGGGACCCAAAACAGUGAGGUUUUCGAAAUCCUUGUGCGUGACAGAGAAAACCCCUCACCCCUCACCCAGGGGCAUGCAGAGGGUGAACUGUGGGGUUUAAGCAUUCACCCUCGCAAACCUAUUGCAGCUACCGCAAGUGAUGACUGCUCUGUAAGGUUAUGGAGCCUUAUGGACCAUGCGUUACUUGCAUGUUGUAACCUUGAACAUCAAGCAAGGUCGUGUGCUUUCAAUAUGGAUGGAACUCAGUUGUCUGUUGGUUGUAAGAAUGGAUCGUUCUUUGUGCUACGUGUGAGAGAUAUGACAGAGGUUGCUCAUAUACAUGAUAGAAAGGAAGUUCUUCAUGAAAUGAAAUAUUCAGCAGAUGGAUCCUAUCUUGCUGUGGCUUCCAACGAUAACUUUGUUGAUAUUUACUCAGUCACUCAAAGAUACAAGAAAGUAGGAACGUGCAGCAAAUCUUCGAGCUUUAUAACCCAUAUAGAUUGGUCAGCUGAUUCAAGGUACCUUCAAACUAAUGAUGGAGCAGGGGAGAGACUUGUUUACUCUAUGCCUGGUGGUCGGCAAGUGACGAGUGCCGAGGAGAUUCGUGCCAUACAGUGGCAGACAUGGACAUGUGUGUUGGGGUCAGAGGUGAAUGGAAUAUGGCCCAAGUACACGCAGAUAAAUGAUGUGAACGCCAUCGAUGUUAGUUUCCAACAUGAGGUGGCGGUGACUGGAGAUGACUUUGGCUUGGUGAAGCUGUUUAACUUCCCAAGCCUUAAAAAAGGCGCAAAGUUUCGUAAAUACGUCGGCCACUCUGCCCAUGUAACCAACGUGCGUAUCAGUAGCGACCAGCAAUGGAUGUUAUCAACAGGAGGUGCUGAUCAUGCAGUGUUUCAAUGGAAGUUGGUGGUUGACCAACAUGAACUACAUAACAUUGGGAACAAUAUGUCAAUGCAAGAAUCCCACACUGACUCAUGUAGUGAAGGAUCGGAUUCUGAUUUAUCCGACGUGGCUGAAGUUGAUUCAGAGAUUGAACAAGAAGCUCAGAUCAACUACGAUCGUGAGGUUUACAAAGAGGACCUGGUAAAGUUGAAGCACGCAUCCCGGGAUGAAGGAUCUGAUGUUGGGAAGAAGAAGAAGAAGAAUGGAGCGCAAACUCCAGACUCAUCGAGUCUUAAACUUAACUUUGUUUACGGUUACCGUGGUUAUGAUUGUCGAGACAACACGUUCUACACACAAGGUGGUGAUGUUGUGUAUCACGUGGCUGCCCUUGGUAUCGUGUAUUCACGUGAUCGCCAUGAGCAGAAAUUUUAUGAUAAACAUGACGAUGAUAUUUUGUGUUUAAAUCUUCACCCACUCAAGGAUAUUGUGGCAACUGGCCAGGUUGGCCGAGAUCCAGCUAUCCACUUGUGGGAGAUAGAGAGCAUGACUACGUUGUCGAUAUUAAAAGGAUUUCACCAACGAGGGGUGUCUUCUGUGGAUUUCUCAGGCGAUGGGAAGAAACUGGUUUCCAUCGGGUUGGAUAACGAUCACUCGAUGGCGAUAUGGGAUUGGAAGCGAGGUCAAAAGUUAGCGACGUCAAAGACUUAUCAAGAUAAAGUGUUUGGAGUGAGGUUUGAUCCUUGUAACCCCGAGAAACUUGUUACAGUGGGUGUGAAGCAUAUCAAGUUCUGGCAGCAUGUUGGUGGUGGUUGUACAUCACACAGAGGUGUGUUUGGUAACAUAGGAAAGUUGGAUACCAUGUUGUGCCUUGCUUAUGGAAAAGGUGGGAAGGUUUAUACUGGUGCAGCUAAUGGACAGGUUUAUAUUUGGGAGGGGAAUAACCUAAUGCGAACCCAGAAAGCUCACGACGGACCUUGUUUUGCCAUGCAUGCACUUGAUAAGGGAUUUGUGACUGGUGGAAAAGAUGGCGUUGUUUGCUUGUGGGACGAAAACUUUGAGCGAUGUUUGAAGUCGUACCCCGUGAUAUCUGCUAAUAUUGCACCGGAAUGUAAAAGUAAACUGGUGGAAGAAAACCCAACUGUGAGGUCCAUUAAUCUAGGUCAUGGAAAAAUACUUAUUGGGACAAAGAACAGUGAAAUUAUGGAGAUAGAUAAAAGUGGACCAAUCACUAUAUUAAUGCAGGGCCACGGAGAAGGUGAGUUAUGGGGUUUAUCUUUCCACCCAUCCAAGGAGGAAUGCGCCACUGUGUCCAACGACCGCACAUUGCGCACGUGGGCCACCGUCACCAAACAACAACGAAUGCUCGCUUCAAGGAAACUCACCGUUGGAGGGCAGUGUUGCGCUUAUUCUCCAGAUGGGAACGCUAUUGCUGUCGGGUGUAAUAACGGAAGCUUUAUUGUUGUUAACUCAACUACGUUGGAAAACCUGGUUGAGUUUCAUCAUAGGAAGGAAGCAAUCUCCGAUAUAAGAUUUUCUCCUGACAUGGGGAAGUACCUUGCGGUGGCUUCCCAUGAUAACUUUGUUGAUAUCUACAAUGUAUUGAAUAGUAAGAGGGUGGGAAUAUGUAAAGGAGCUUCAAGUUACAUCACUCAUAUUGAUUGGGAUGCUAGAGGCAAGUUGUUGUGUGUGAACAGUGGUGCAAAGGAGUUGUUGUAUUUUGAAGCCCCACGUGGCAAGCGUCAAACUAUAAGCAGUGACGACUCCAUUGAAUGGUCAUCGUGGACGGGGGUGCUUGGGAAGCAAUGUGAGGGUAUAUGGCCAUCAUACAGUGAUGUGACCGAUGUAAAUGCAAGCUCACUCACCAAGGAUAAGAAACUUCUCGCUACUGGAGAUGAUUUUGGUUUCGUAAAGUUGUUCACAUUCCCUGUUAAGGGUAAACACGCCAAGUUUAAGAAGUACGUUGGGCACAGUGCGCACGUGACCAACGUUCGAUGGUCCCAUGACUCCAGUCAACUCUGCUCAAUAGGUGGCGCCGACACCUCCCUUUGCCUGUGGUCGUGUGAAGCUAUUGUUAUCGCAAACGGGGAAUCCCCUCGUAACGCAUCAUCACCCAACAACAUACGUUACCAUGGAGAUAGCGAGGAUUCCGAUACCGAUUCAGAAGAAGAAGGAGGUUAUGACAGCGAUGUAAAUCGUGAGAAGAACAUGGAUUAUGGAAGUAAAACUUAUGCCAAUAAUAUUCGUGAGACUACCGGUGCUAAACCUAAUGUUAAGGAAUUGGAUGAAGUGGAGAAACUUUCAGUCAGCCGAGGUAUUCCCAAAAGUGAUCGCGUUAAACGGACCAAUGAGGUCGCAGUAAACAAGGUGAAUGACCUUGAGUUACAUCACAUAUUCGGGUACCGUGGAUUUGACUGCAGGGACAACUUACACUAUAUAGAUGACUGUGCACAGAUUGUCUACCAUGCAGCAGGUACUGGCAUCGUACACAACUUAGCAAGUGGCCAACAAUCCUUUUAUAUCGAACACACUGAUGACAUCAUCAGCUUAAAUGUCAAUCAACAUCCUAAGUUUCCAAACAUUAUCGCAACUGGUCAGAUAGGCAGCAACCCCACUAUUCAUGUAUGGGAUGCUACAAGCAAGCAAACACUAUCUAUAUUGAAGGGGUUCCAUGUGGGUGGGGUGUGUUCUGUUAACUUUAGUGCAAGUGGAAAGUUAUUGUUAUCUGUUGGUCUCGAUGAACAACAUUCUGUGGCUGUUUGGAGGUGGCAGGAAGGUUUAAAAGCGUGUAGCCACACCUGCAGCAACCACCGUAUAUUCAGUGCACAGUUCCGGCCCGAUUCGGACUCCACCUUUGUAACUGUUGGAGUGAAGCAUGUUAUGUUCUGGCAGGUGUGUGGUUCAGCAUUGCUUGGUAAACGUGGAGUGUUGGGCGCAACUGAGGGAAUACAAGCUCAAACCAUGCUGUGUAUAGCGUUUGGUGCUGAGAACCUAACAUACACUGGUGCAAUGAAUGGCGACGUUUAUGUAUGGAAGGGCCACGUACUUUCACGCACAGUGGCCAAAGCACACGUAGGGCCCGUGUUUUCAAUGUUCACAACUUUAAGAGAUGGAUUGAUUGUAACUGGAGGAAAGGAGAAGAUGACAAAGGAAGGGGGGGCAGUUAAACUAUGGGAUCAAGACAUGAGGAGGUGUAGAGCAUUCCAAGUGUCAACUAAUGUUGUCAAGUCAGUGUGUAGAGGAAAGGGCAAGAUAUUGGUUGGAACCAAAGACUCCGAGGUGAUGGAGAUUGGUGAGAAGAAUGGAGCUUGUACCACGCUUGUAUAUGGACAUACUGAGGGUGAAUUAUGGGGGUUGGCGUGUCAUCCUACAUCACUUAUGUGUUGCACUACAUCUGAUGAUAAAACUGCAAGGAUAUGGGAUGUCAAUGAAAAGAUCAUGCUUCACAAGAUCUCACUCACGGCUGGAUCACGUGCAUGCUCAUUUAGUCAUGACGGGAGUAAGAUAGCAGUUGGUCAAAACAACGGGGAGUUUCUUAUAUUAGAUGUUGUGUCACUUAAAGUGUUGGUGAAGCGAAGAGAUAGAAGUGGUGCUAUCUAUGAUAUUAGGUUUUCACCAGAUGAUCACAUACUUGCCGUCGGUUCAUCGGAACAAACAUUAGAUUUCUAUGAAUUGAGCGCAGGUUGUCAGUUGAACAGGGUGGGAUAUUGUAAACAAAUACCAAGCUUUGUGUUCCAGAUGGAUUUCUCUGUGGAUGGGAAGCAUAUACAGGUUGGAACGGGCGCAUACAAACAGUUGGUGUUUCAAGUCCCGAGUGGCAACCAAGUUACUGAUAGCAACAUCAUCAACAAAAUAACAUGGAACUCAUAUACAAGUGUAUUGGGAGAUGAUGUGAUUGGCAUAUGGCCGAAGAAUUGUGAUCGUGGUGACGUCAAUUGCGCCAAUGUAUCGCGUGGUGGGAACGCUGUUGCUACGGGAGAUGAUUUUGGUUUCGUGAAGCUUUUCGAUUUCCCAUGCCGUGAUAAAUUCGCAAAACAUCGAAAGUACGUGGGUCAUUCCGCUCACGUGACAAACGCAAGGUUCGUGAAAGAUGAUAGUCGGCUCAUCACAACGGGAGGUGAUGACUGCUGUGUGUUUGUAUGGAAGUGUAGUUAACAAAUGAGACACACACAUCAGUAUAUAUGCAAUACACCACACUACAGUAUAUUGCGUAUCAAUGACGACAAAGAAGACAAAAACAAAGAACACCAAAAUGUUCCACAUCCUAAAUUGCUCAACUCCGGGAUAAUGAUGCAACUCUACAUUCCAGGUCCCCUGACAUGCUUCGACGUAGGACCUCACCUAUAUAGAAUAGAGUAUUAUACAAUUUAUACUCUUAGCGCUUAUUUUUUAAUCAAACAUUUUAUCGCAACAUUGAUUUCAUAUAUUUUACUUAUAAUCAAAACAUUAAUCAUCAGCUUCCUAAUCAAGAAGAUUGUCUAACUUAGCUUUGUCUACCAUGCAGUUUAAUCUUGUAUCUUAUUUCGUAGUCGACACGAUAUUUUUGCAGUAAAUACUUUUAUAAGAU
This is a messenger RNA of Ciona intestinalis (vase tunicate), 6452 nucleotides long. Lineage: Eukaryota; Metazoa; Chordata; Ascidiacea; Phlebobranchia; Cionidae. The record is from RefSeq and is a predicted model, not a curated record.